UCAAAGUAAGCCAUGAUGCUUAUCCCUGUCUAGCUCAGUACCGGAGAUGAUUCCGUUAACCAACUCAGAAGCGAUGACCUUCCUGCAGAACAAAGGGCUCAAGACACUUCUUCCUAUAGAGAAGAAAGUUAUCGGUCACUUGACAGUCUUCUACAAUGAUUCAGGCGAGAAGCAUUUUGAGAAGGAAGAGUUUACACAACUUAUGGAUAAAUAUUUCUUAAUGAAAACCGAAAUGCUUGAGCUCAUGAAUAACUACUCAAGCGACUUUAGAGGGUAAGGCAAAGAAGAAACAUAUAAUGUAUCCGUAUAAAACUAGGAGAUUCAGGCUUGGGCAGGGAAUUUAGGAAUGGUUAAGGGAAGUCUCUGGUUCAGGAGGAGGCUGGGGCUGAGUGAAGGCUGAUCGGGCUAGGAAAUGAGGUUUAGGAAGGAUUUUUGGGGAAUUGUAUAAAGAGUAUUAUAAUGCCUCGAGUCAUCUUACAGUAUGAGCAGAAGUGCUCUGCAAGUUAUUGCAUCCUGCCUCAACUUUGCAUACUAAUUAACUCGAUCUCUCUUACAUUUACUUGUUUUGUAUGAACCAAUUAUUCCAGCCAGGAACAACUAGUUGUACAAUAUAGCCUGGAUUCAGAUCUAGAACUGGAAUAAUAUUAUUCUUAAACUUAUUGCACAAGAUGCUUUUAUCGAAAACACCUUCUAUAAUUAACCCCAUUGUCUUUACUUAUAUCUUAUAAAUAUUCUUUUGAACUUCUUUUUUCCUAAAAAUCCUAAAUCUGCUCAAUUCUACCUUCCUAUAACCCCCAGCAAAUGCCCAACACACAAGCACCACCUCUGAAACUUCCACUCCCAUAACCCCCAUCCUCUACCCCCUAAAGCCCCCUAAAAACCCCUAAAACCCCUUAAACCCCACUUAGCCCACAAAUUCCAGCCAAAUUCUGCCAAUUUCUAAAUUUCUUCCUGCUCUAAUUUCCCCGGUUACUUCCUUAAGCGGAGUUCUGAAGCUGCUGCUGGUGCUGGACGGUGAAGGAUUAGCAGAGGGAUUUUAGGUGGGCAGGGGCUGAUGAGGGAAGGAGGGAGAGAGGGGUUAGAUUUUGUAGAGGGGUGGGAUUGGUGUAGAGAGAUUUUUGGAGGGUUAAUGGUAGAUUUUGGGUAGUUGGGGUGGGGAUAGGGGAUUAGGUUAUGAUGAAUGGUCCUGAUUUUGGCUUGGGUAUGGAGAAAUGGGUAUUUUAGAGGAAAUCGCAGUAAAUGUAAAUAUAAGAUUUUCAUAAAUCUCCUUUAUUACUUCUAUAUAACUCAAAAAAUCGAUUAUAUCACUCAAACUAAAGAUUUUCGAAAUUUUCGAAAAUUUGAGACAUCACCUCCCCUCAGAAUCCCCAUUAAAACACUUUCUCUACCUCCUAACCAAACCAAACGAGUACUUAUCUCCCAAACUUUCCUCCUUCAAAAGCCCUAAUUUUUAUCCAAACAAACCUCAAAAGUCUCUAAAAAGCUUUUUAGGGCAAAUCUGAUGACUUUGAAUUUAGAGAACUAGAUCUUCAUGUGAUCAUCAAGAAUAUUGAGCAGAGAUUCACUCAGAAGGAAAUUGAUAAUUUAUUAGAAGAUGUUCACAAGGUCUUUGGAGCCAAGUAGUUC
This is a messenger RNA of Moneuplotes crassus, 1626 nucleotides long. The record is from the annotation of a GenBank genome assembly. Lineage: Eukaryota; Ciliophora; Spirotrichea; Euplotida; Euplotidae.